Micromonas commoda is the source of this 1338-nucleotide messenger RNA. RefSeq lists its product with no specific name. NCBI's taxonomy places the organism in Eukaryota, Viridiplantae, Chlorophyta, Mamiellophyceae, Mamiellales, Mamiellaceae. Gene Ontology annotation, molecular function: endopeptidase activity; serine-type peptidase activity; protein binding. The transcript is spliced from 2 exons. Bases 1 to 1335 code for a protein of 444 amino acids. Gene Ontology annotation, biological process: proteolysis. The record is from RefSeq and is a predicted model, not a curated record.
AUGCUUCGCGGCGCCGCGGGCAAGGUCAUCGUGUCAACCGCGGCUGCGGCUGCAAUCCUGUUGGGCGCUCCCGUGGUGACCUCCACCCUGUUAGAGGCUGUCCCCUUGGGCGUCCCCGCCGCACACGCAGAUGAGGACAUCGACGAACGCGCGUCCAAUGCAUUCGAGUCGGCUGCAGAGAAGGAGAAGAAGGCCGACGCCGUCAACUCGACCGCCUCGGAGGAGCUGACGGACCUCCAGAUCGUCGAGGAGGUGUGGAAAGUUGUUGACGAUAACUUCCUCCCGGCGCGUUCCGUCGAUGGGUUCGAUCGCGCCGCGUGGGCCAAACUUCGCGAGGACUUCGUCAGGUCUCCGCCCGCUGAUAGGGACGAGGCGUACGAUACGAUCAGAAGCAUCCUGCGAACGUUGGGAGACCCGUUCUCGAGGUUCGUCGAACCCUCCGACUUUGCGCCGUUGCUCAAGUACGACAUCAGCGGCGUGGGCAUGAACGUGGCGGAGGAUCCGGACGAUUCCACCAGGCUCAGGGUGUUGGGACUUGUCCUCGACUCCCCCGCCGCCAAGGCUGGGGUGAAACAGGGAGAUGAGGUGGUGGCGGUGGACGGGGUCGAGGUGAGGAACAAGAGCGCGUUCCAGGCUGUGAGUCUCAUCCAGGCUUCUCCCGGCCCGGAUGUGAAAGUCACCAUCCGAAGCGACGCGGGGGAACCCGGCGCGGGACCGACGCGCGACGUCACCUUGCGCCGUAGCAGCAACGCCGUCAACCCGGUGGCUUCGAGACUGGAGGGAGGUAACGUGGGGUACAUACGGCUGAAGGAGUUCAACGCUCUGGCGGAACCCAACGUCGCGAAGGCGAUUGAAUCGCUCCGGUCGCAGGGCGCGACGUCGUUCAUGCUGGACCUCAGGGAUAAUCCGGGUGGUUUGGUGCAGGCCGGAGUGGAGAUUGCGCGGCUGUUUCUGCCGUCCGGGGUGAACGUCGCGUACACGGAGGGCAGGCUCAAGUCCAUUCCGUCCGCGUCGGCGACCGCUCCCGCGACGGAACCCCUCGUCGUGUUGGUGAACGGAAGGUCGGCGUCGGCGUCUGAAAUUCUCACCGGCGCGCUGAAGGAUAACUGCAGGGCGACGGUGGCUGGCAGUAAGACGUACGGCAAGGGUCUGAUUCAGAGCGUGUACGAACUAUCUGACGGCUCUGGUUUGGUGCUCACCGUGGGCAAAUACGUCACGCCGGGACUGAACGACAUCGACAGGCAAGGGAUCACUCCGAACUUUGCCAUGUUUCCUGGUUUUCAGAAGGCUCAGGAGGAGCUCGGUGCGUGCGAAAGACCGAGCGGGCCCAGGUGAUGA